AUGGAUGCUGAUAUCUGCGACACGCAAGUCAUAACUAUACAACACCCAGAUAAUAAUGGACACAGACGAAAUGGUCUGCUUCUCGUCUAUCGAAGAGGAACGCCUCGAUACGCACGCAAGGGUUGCUUCCUAAUCUUGUUUACUUAUUCUCAUCUUUCUCUUUCACACUUUCUGUCUGUCUCUUUCUCUUUUCUACAAUUUGCUACUGAUUCUCUUCUUCCUCACUCUCUCCCUAUUUCUGUCCAUCUCUCUUUCCCCCUUCUACUUCUGGUUCGUCAUUCUCUCUCUUUCUCUAUUACACACACACACACUCUCUCUCUCUUUCUCUCUCUCUAUGUUCCUGUCCGUCUCUUUCUUUUUUCCACUUUUUUCUACUAUUCUCUCUCUCUCUCUCUCUCUCUCUAUUUCUCUCACUCUCUAUGUCUCUGUCUGUAUCUAUCGCUUUUCCCCUGUAUCGUCUACUUCUUCCUUUAUAUUUCGCAUCCUCCUUCUCUUAUGAUUUCCUUUUCUCUCUCUUUCUCUCUCUGUUCUAUCCCGCUAUUUUCUACUGGUCUCCUUAAUUUUAUCUCGCACUCUCUUCCUGUCCGUCUCUCUAUCUUUCCCGCUAUUUCCUAG
Messenger RNA from Acanthosepion pharaonis, 615 nucleotides. The record is from the annotation of a GenBank genome assembly. NCBI's taxonomy places the organism in Eukaryota, Metazoa, Mollusca, Cephalopoda, Sepiida, Sepiidae.